Messenger RNA from Coprinopsis cinerea okayama7#130, 195 nucleotides. RefSeq lists its product as hypothetical. The coding region runs from base 1 to 195 and encodes 64 amino acids. The transcript has 2 exons. The record is from RefSeq and is a predicted model, not a curated record. Lineage: Eukaryota; Fungi; Basidiomycota; Agaricomycetes; Agaricales; Psathyrellaceae.
AUGCAAUUCUCCCUUAGAGGCAUCUUCUUGGCUUCCCUCCUACUCGCUGCCCCUGCAUUGGCAGGCAGAAAGGGUGGAGGUGGAGGCGGAGGCGGAGGCGACGCAGAUGGCGCAGGAUCCAAACUAGAGGUGUUGGGGUUGGCAAGCGUUGUGGGCCUGGGUGUCGCAGUCGGCGGAGUGGUGGGGCUGCUCUAA